UUGCCUAUCGCGUCUUGUCGUAGAAUAUGUAUUACAUAGGGUGUUAUGUACUGACUCUGUUGUGAUCAGUUGUGAUGUAGUGUACAAUUGUAAUAGUACAUUGAACCUAGGUCCUCUGGCUCUUGUUAUGUGAAUUCUAAGACAUAUAUUUGAGGUUAUGUGUGUACAACUUUAAUGACAACUUUUUUACCGGAACUACAACGGGAAACCCCUUCUUGACAUUUUAGCACUUUGCCUUCAAAGUAUAGGUACCAAAAUGUUUCUGGAAUACUCCGAGAAUUACGUACAUAGAAAACCGUCAACUGAAAAAACCCAUAGCUGCACAGUCUGUCCAUACUUCACAACAUCAUUUUUUCUGAUGGUGAAUCACACGAGAAAUCACCACCUAUCAUCAUUUCCGCCCUUCAACUGCGAAAAUGCAAACAUUGAACCAUAUUACUGCAAAGACUGUGAUUUCCAAACCCAAUUAACUCUUCAUUUCAAAGAUCACAUUCAAAAGCUUCAUAAAAUUAAAAAAGAAAUGAUAUUGGAUUUCACAAUUAAAAAUUAUAAUUGUGACAAGUGCAACUUUGAGACACACUUUUCACUUAAAUGGUGCCAACACAUGGUAAUGUGUUUUGGAAAUGAAGAAAACACACAACUAGUGAAGCGUGAACAAAAUUUUGUUACCUGGCAAAAAUGUGAUCAAUGUGAGUACACAUGCCAGCGGAAAUACUCUUUGAAGAUACACAAAAUUGCAAAACAUUUGAAUGAUGAUGAUAUAUUCUGGUAUCAAUGUGCAAAAUGCCCAUACAAAUCUAAAAGGAAAUCUCAUUUAAAAACACACGUCUACUCACAGCACACAGAUGAAACAAGCAUCAAGUGGUAUGCAUGUGACAAUUGUUCAUACAAAAGUAAACAUAAUUCCGACUUGAAAAAACAUGUAAGUCGGCAUCAUUUUGAUAAACAUAAUAUGUGGUUUGAAUGCCGAAAAUACCCAGAUAAUACAGACGACUUAGAUGAACAGGUUAUUAAGAUGUAUAAAUGCAAAAAAUGCUCAUAUACGACAAAAAACAUAUCCCAUAUGAAAGAUCACAUAAACGCAAAUCACUUGGAAGAGCAGGACAUUAAAUGGUAUAAAUGUAAAAUGUGUUCACACAAGUCUAAACAAAUGUCCAAUUUGAAAAGUCAUAUAAACACAAAUCACUUGGAUGAAAAAGAUAUUAAAUGGUAUGAAUGUAAAAAAUGUCCAUAUAAAACUAAAAAAAACUAUAAUUUAAAAAAGCACGUAAAUGCGCAUCAUUUGGAUGAGAAGGAUAUUGUAUGGUACGAGUGCCAAAAUUGUUCAUUUAAAGCUAAACAAAGAUCGACUUUAAAUAGACAUAUAAAAGCACACCAUUUAGGGGAAAAACGUGUCAAGUGGCAUGAAUGCAAAAAGUGUCCAUUUAAAACUAAAGAAAAUUGGACUCUAAAGAACCACACAAUUACAUAUCAUUUAGAAGAUAAAGAUGUAAGGUGGUAUGAAUGCAAAGAGUGUCCAUACAAAUCCAAACAUACGACUAAUUUGAAAAAUCAUAUAAACGCACAUCACAUGGAUAGAGAAGAUAUUAAAUGGCAUAGGUGUGAAAAGUGUGCAUACAAAUCUAAACAAAUUUCUAAUUUAAAAACUCACAUCAAUAUACAUCAUGUAGAUGAGCGGGAAAUGAAAUGGUACGGAUGCAAAAAGUGUCCCUAUAAAGCCAAGAAAAAAUAUAAUUUGAAGAGACACAUAAAAACGCACCACUUUAAUGAAACGAAUACCAAAAAUUAAUCAUCCACACAGAAAUUAACUGAAAUUGUAAAAAACCUAUAAUAUAUUUGAUACUGUGA
Zophobas morio is the source of this 1848-nucleotide messenger RNA. Its product is annotated as zinc finger Y-chromosomal protein 1-like. Gene Ontology annotation, molecular function: DNA-binding transcription factor activity, RNA polymerase II-specific; RNA polymerase II transcription regulatory region sequence-specific DNA binding. The transcript has 3 exons. Bases 257 to 1789 code for a protein of 510 amino acids. The record is from RefSeq and is a predicted model, not a curated record. Gene Ontology annotation, biological process: regulation of transcription by RNA polymerase II. Lineage: Eukaryota; Metazoa; Arthropoda; Insecta; Coleoptera; Tenebrionidae.